UCGGGCACGCCCACUCCUGUCCGUCCUCGAGCUUGGUCUCGUGAUAGCUCCCAGAUACCGUAGUCAGCUGUUAGCACGUAGCACCUCCAACUUCUCGUUUAAAAAAAAACAAAAAGUCAUGUUAUUCACCUAGAAAACAUUUGCGAAAUAAUCUCAGCGAACAUUAAAGAUGUUGUCUCGUCUACUGAAGGAGCACCAGGCGAAGCAAAAUGAGAGAAAGGAGCUGCAAGAGAGACGCAGGCGUGAGGCUAUCUCUGCAGCCACCUGUCUGACAGAAGCCCUGGUGGACCACCUCAAUGUUGGAGUUGCUCAGGCAUACGUAAACCAGCGCAAGCUUGAUCACGAGGUGAAGACUCUCCAAGUGCAGGCGAGCCAAUUCUCCAAACAAACUGCUCAGUGGAUCAGUAUGGUGGAGGGUUUCAAUCAGGCCCUGAAGGAAAUUGGGGAUGUGGAGAACUGGGCCCGCAGUAUUGAGAUGGACAUGAGAACGAUUGCCACAGCUCUAGAGUACGUGCACAAGGGUCAACUUCAAUCUGCUUCCUCAUAAAGUUCAUGGUGGGAUGUUUGCAGUUGAGACUAAAGACACUGGGACUCCUAUCAGCAAAGAUGCAAGCAGCAAUGACUUGGCUCAUCUGCAUGCCUCUCUGAGCAGGCUAAUGCUGAUGGCUACUUUGAGAAGACAAUUAAUUUAAUGCUUAAGUUGUUAAGCUGGAGUGUAAAAUGAAAUGUGUCCAACGUCUGUUUAGUAGUGACUACAUAACAUUUCAGUAAUUUAAUUACUGAGUAAAAAAAAUGAGAAGUCGGUAUGUUUUUAUUUCUUUUCUUGUUUUUGUUUUUUUUUCUUGGGAGGCGUUACAUGUAACAAGUUAGUUCACUUGCUUGUAAUAGUUUUAAGAGCCACCUGUCUUCUUGUUUGUAAUGUCUCCUAAAAUGAUUUUUUUAGAAAGGCUUCACUGUACGCCUGUGCACAGUGAUGACUACCGUUUUUGCCAGACAACUUGACUUGAAAUGUUGUUGCCAUUCAGUGAUGUAACAUUGUUUAUAAUAGUUAAAACACAGACUGGUGUUUUGUUUUUGUUUUUUUAAAUAUACACAUGGUUUCAUAAUGGCUAUUAUCUGAAAAUAAAUAAAUAAAU
Molecule: messenger RNA, 1136 nt
Organism: Larimichthys crocea (large yellow croaker)
Lineage: Eukaryota; Metazoa; Chordata; Actinopteri; Sciaenidae
Gene: bloc1s1
Product: biogenesis of lysosomal organelles complex-1, subunit 1
Exons: 4
Coding region: 170-547 (125 amino acids)
Biological process (GO): endosomal transport
Cellular component (GO): BLOC-1 complex
Source: RefSeq, a predicted model, not a curated record